This is a messenger RNA of Ectocarpus siliculosus, 972 nucleotides long. The record is from the annotation of a GenBank genome assembly. Lineage: Eukaryota; Phaeophyceae; Ectocarpales; Ectocarpaceae.
AUGAAGGGAGCGGAGGACAUCACGCCCGUCUUCGAGAGCUACCACGCCCUGGCACACAGCGCCGCCAUCCGACAGAACUUGGAAAAAUUCGAGUGGACGGGCAAGCUCAUGGACGACGUGUCGGAGCGGGAGGCAGCCCUCGUGGGGGGCACGCGGAAAGAGCCGGUGAGGUAUCGAUGGGAUGAGGGGGGCUUCUACGCCGUCCUUAUCGCAAGGGUCAAGGCCUACUUCCUCCAGAAGCACGGGCGGGCUGGAGUGGACCCGCGAAAAGCCUCGGUCAACCGGUUUGUGAAGGAGGCCCCGCCGGCUUGGUACUUUAAGGAGUUGCUUAUCCUGGUGGUGUACCUGCCCCUCUUCACGUGUAUGCUUGGGUACAACGUCUUUGCGACCGGGUUAGGGGAGGCCCUCCCUCCACCACCCCUGUGGGUGCGCGCCACGGCCGCCGUGCUCGCGGGGGCCUUGCUGCAGUCGUUCUCCUUCUGCACGCUGCACGACGCCUCUCACUACGGCCUGCUCUUCAAGAGACCGCGGGUGCAGGAGGCCGUUUCCCGACUCUGUAACGCGUGGACCCUCUGGCACCACGGGCUUUGGGUGAUGCAUCACGUCUACGGCCACCACUCUUUCACGGGAGACCCAGAGAGAGAUCCGGACCUCGUGCACGCUCGCCCUUACCUUAGGAAGAGUAUUCUUGCUCCGGCUGAGCAGUACGACCCCUUCUUGGUCAAGUGGCAACGCUUCUUCGCCCCGGCAUUCAUGAUGGUGAUGCCUGGCGCCAGCCUGGGUCAGACGCAGGCCUACCUUAGAGGCCUGCGAGAGGGAAACCUUUGGCACGUCUCCAUUACUGCCGCUUCGGGGGGCACGCGAUGGUACGAGUACGUGACGUACGCCGCGGCGGUGGGACUUCACGUGGUCGGAGGGAGUGUCUGGAUAUCCUUCUGGGCAGGGUUUGUACCACAACAUGAAAUACUGUAG